UUCCGUCACUCUUGUUCCGAUUAAUUCAGGAUCUGCCCAAGGUCGUUGCUCAUUCCUUCUCUGAAGUCGCCAUGUCUCUUAAUCUCUCGAUUAUGCUGAUCCUUCUUUCAGUGACUGCUCUUCUUUCAACCAGCGAGGCUAAUGGAGCUAGGACCUUUGUCUUUGGGAUACCACAAAACGUAAGAGAUCAAGCCUCUUAUUCUAAAAUCAUCAUCACCACAGUCAGCAAGGAGACUCUCCGGGUCAAUGUAACGCUGGGUGGCGGUCUCCAAUACUCAGGCACUGUCAGUGCUAGCCACAGCUACAGUCUUAGCAUUCCAGAAAGCCUCAUAGUGAAGAACUCUUACUCCCAGGACAGAAAUAAAGGAAUAAUAGUUGAAGCCUCAGGCGAGGUUGAAGUAACAGCCUACAACAGACUCACUACAAGUACUGAGUCGAUUGGUGCAUUCCGUGUACUGCCAUACAGCUCACUCCCUGAGCUGUACCAGUAUAGAUACAUUGCUGUUAGUACUGGUAGUACAUUCAAGUUUCAUGGACUCAUACUGCUGGUAGGUUGUGAGGAGGAGACUAUCGUUAACAUCAAACCAUCCGUUACCGUAGAAAUGCCUCAAGAUCUUCAACUAAGCAACUCAAACAUAACAGUUGUCGCUGAAGGACAGAAUCAUCAAGUGGUUUUACACAAAGGACAAACGUUACUUCUAAAAGUUCUUAAGGGAAAUUUCACCGGAACAGAAAUAAUCUCAAACAAACCUUUAACAGUGGUGAGUGGACACGAGUGUGGACGAAUGCCUGAGUCAGAAGGAGGCUGUGACCAGUUAUUGGCUCAAAUACCGCCUACAGUAACAUGGGGAAAGGACUUCAUUCUCCUUCCACUCUCUGGGCGUAUAUCUGGACACAUCUACAAAGUAAUAGCUUCUCAGAAUGAUACAACUAUCAAUCAUAACUGCAACGACACUGUGGGUAGUCCUUUUGUUUUAUCAGAUCGUGAAGUCAUGGAGUUUUGGUCACCUAGUGACAGGUCCUGUCACGUCAAAGCUGAUAAACCAAUAAUGGUAGCUCAGUUCAGCUUAGGACAGGACACAGACGGAGUGGGGGACCCUACCCUAACUAUCGUACCUCCAAAAGAACAAUAUGUUCAUGAGAUAUCAUUUAAGAGUUUCUCUGGAGACAGUUCAAUCAAUGAUCAAUACAUGAACAUUAUUGUACCUUCUGACUGCUUCCAUCAUAAUCUAAUCAGACUAGAUGGGGAGGUUAUAAUGUGCGAAUGGAGUCUAGUGUAUUCCUAUGACUCAGAGACAGUGAUUGGCUAUACUUGCAAGAAGUCAUUAGAAGCAGACACAGUCCACACUCUAACUCACAUUAAACCAGGAGGACACAUGGCUCUCUCAGUCUGUGGAUUCACAGGGAGAAAGGGUUACGCCUACAACGCUGGGUUUGCCUUGCAACCUCUCAACUCAAUUGUAAAGGUUCUGUUUUCAAAGAGCAGCUACCAGGUGAGGGAGAAUGAUGAAUACGUGCUAGUUCAAGUUACAAGAAUGGAUGAUGUUGUCUCUCCUGCUGGAGUUACAGUAAUAGCAUUGUCUGGAACAGCACAUUCUUCUAAAGAUUAUGUCCAACUCAAACAAGACUUGAUAUUUGAAGUUGGAGAGAAACACAAGACAGUCAAAGUGUACAUGAUAGAUGAUGAUUGUGUGGAAGAGAGAGAGACAUUCAAACUGGUCAUAGAACCUCACAACAUAUACUCUCCUUCCAGUGAAGCAACAGUAGAUAUCAUUGAUGAUGACAGUAUACAAAUUGGAUUUUACUCACCACAAGACGGAGGGCAGGCUCUUUAUGAAGAUGACGAGAAAAUGUUUGUAGUUGAAAUAAUGAAUGGAAGCUUUCCCUCUGAUGAUGAAACAGCAAAUAUAACACUGAGCUUGGAGAUUGUGGAAUCAACAGAUACCGCUGCUCCCCCUCAUGUUGAAAUGGUUACCUUCUCAAGUGGAAAAAAUCGCACAGUCAUCUUGUACAAACAGCGUAGCCAUGACAACGACAUCUCGUCUCUAGUAGGAUUCCUGAAAGUGGAUAAGACAGAUAAAGUGGAUCAGGAUCAAGUGUACCUUAAGCCCAGCGUCAACAUUCUUCAUGUUCAUCCACUGAUGAGCUCUUCUAUGGUAUCUGUCAUAGCUACAGCCACUCCAACAGGAGAACCCACUGCACCUCCUUUCAUAGAGUACCAUACUUCAUCACAGUCCACUUCGAUCAGCACCAUUGUGCUCAUUGCCUCCAUCUCUUCCUUCUGUACUGCACUAGUCGUGGUUGCUUUCGCUCUCUUUGGGUGUUUCUUAUCGUACAAGUACGGACAGAACAAUGACUUCCGGUAUCAGUACUUCAGGAGAAAGACUCCUCCAAGAGAGACUUACAUAGUGCACGAGGUCGUCAAUUCAGUUUAACUAUUUUAUAAUCACCAUUUUCAUUUCAAUCUCUUUUUAACAGACUGUAAUACACAUGUAUUCAUUUUUUGUACUAAUUUAUGUUCAUUUGUAUGUAUCACUGUAUGUGCAACUCAUUAUGACCUGUAUAAUAUCUAUACAAUAUUGACAUGUUAAUUUGGCAUUUAACCUGUUUAAUUAUAAAAUAAUAAUUAUACAAUAAAUAAAUUUAGCAACAAAUUGCUGACACACUC
Messenger RNA from Amphimedon queenslandica, 2668 nucleotides. RefSeq lists its product as uncharacterized. Bases 72 to 2435 code for a protein of 787 amino acids. Gene Ontology annotation, cellular component: membrane. The record is from RefSeq and is a predicted model, not a curated record. The transcript has 6 exons. NCBI's taxonomy places the organism in Eukaryota, Metazoa, Porifera, Demospongiae, Haplosclerida, Niphatidae. Gene Ontology annotation, biological process: cell communication.